Messenger RNA from Lutzomyia longipalpis, 2245 nucleotides. Its product is annotated as juvenile hormone esterase-like. The transcript has 3 exons. Lineage: Eukaryota; Metazoa; Arthropoda; Insecta; Diptera; Psychodidae. The coding region runs from base 372 to 2105 and encodes 577 amino acids. The record is from RefSeq and is a predicted model, not a curated record.
UUCAGUUCCGCAGAGUUUGCUAUACGCGUAAGAACAAACUCUCUUCUUACAACUUUUUUUUUCUCUUCUUUUGAUUGCAUAAAAAAUUCUCCUUAAAGCAAGUUUUUUCUGUCAUUAUGUAUAUUGGAGGUAGAGAAAAACAAGUGUUAGUUUAGAAAAAAAAUGAUAGAGACAUCAUAAUAAUCUUGAGCUUAAAACUAAAGUUUAGGUACCCUUCAACACGUAGUGCAAAUAUUGGAUUAAUUGUGAUCUAAUUCUGUUUAAAAAAAUAAUUUUCAUACCAUUUAAUAUAUAAUCUCAUGAAUUUAGAGUCUCUCAGUUAGAUAUUUGUGGUGUACAAGAGUGAAAAGUUGUUUAAAAAAAUUUCUAUAAUGUGGUUUCUUCCAAAAAUUAAUUUAAUAAAAAUGAAUCGAUUGACUUUUUUGCUUUUUUGCUUAUUCGCGGGAGAUACUCUGUGUGCUCCAUUGGUGUGCAUUCGGGAAAAUCAGUGCCUUUCUGGAAAAACAAUGAGUGGGACUAAAUCAAAGAAAUUUGAUGCUUUCUUUGGUAUACCGUACGCUAAACCUCCUACGGGGAAUUUGAGAUUUUCGGAACCUGAACCUGCAGAAAGGUGGAAUGGAACGUUGGAUUGCACAAAAGAAAAACCAAUAUGUAUUCAGGAGAAUGUCCUCAUCCCAAAUCCCACGGUUGAUGGUUCGGAAGAUUGUCUGUACUUGAAUGUAUAUCGCCCAAGGAGUGCCAAUGGUUACCUCUUUCGUAAGCCCCUUCCUGUGAUGAUUUUCAUUCACUACGGAGGUCUUUUUUCGGGUACAAUCACACCGUACCUCCUUGGACCGGAAUACUUUAUGGAUACAGGAUCAGUUAUUCUUGUCCUCAUGCAAUACCGUCUGGGUAGUUUGGGCUUCCUCACAACUGGGGAUCUUGAAUGUCCGGGAAAUUUUGGGUAUAAAGAUCAAACCAUGGCUAUGCGGUGGGUUAAGGAGAAUAUUGGAUGCUUUGGCGGUGAUACCAAUUCCAUAACACUCUUUGGGCAGAGUGCUGGUGCUGUAUCUGCACAUAUGCACAUGCUCAGUCCACUCUCCAAGGGACUCUUCCAUCGGGCAAUAGUUCAAAGUGGUAAUGCCAUUGCUCCAUACAAUUUCCCCGUGACGAACCCACUGGCCCAAGCAAGGGAACAAGCACGUGUUUUGGACAUCCCAAAUGCAGAUAAUCUCACUUCAGCUGAGAUUGUCCGUGAACUACGGAAGAUUGAUGCAAGUACCCUCGUGAGGAGUGCAAAUAAAAUGAAAUUUUUCUCAGUUGAUCCAAUUGUGCUAUUUCGUACGGCAAUUGAACCCCACAGCCCCACGGCGUUUAUGUGUGAAAAUCCCAUUGAAAUUGUAAAGAAGGGAAAUUUCAAUCAUAUCCCCUGGAUGACGGGACUUGUGCCCAAUGAAGGGAUCGUUCGUGCUGGAGCUAUCCUGACAAAUGCAACAGUUCUCGAAGAACUCAAUGAGAAUUUCGACGAUGUGAUGCCACAACUUAUGCAAAUCAGUGCAACUGGAGAUGAUUUAGCUACCUUCUGGGAAAAAGCUAAAAACUUUUAUUUUAAUGGGCAAGCACAUGUGAAUGACACCAAUUGGCAACAAUUUGUUGAUAUUUUUUCUCAUCGUGCCUUCUAUCAUCCAUUCUUAAAAACUACUGAGGCCUAUGUGAAUUAUGCUGAUGUUAAUGUAAAUCCCGUAUAUCUGUAUAAAUUUUCCUAUAGAGGAAAUUACUCCUAUUCAUUAGCUUUUACCGGAACAACGAGAGAUUUUGGUGUUGGGCAUUGCGAUGAUCUCAUUUACCUCUUUCGCUCACCCGCCCUCUUUCCCAAUGGCCUCGCAGUGGAUUCAAUGGAUAAUCAAAUGAAGAAUAUUCUUGUUAGAACUUGGAUAUCAUUUGCUAUAUCGGGAAAGCCCAAAGAAUGGACAAUUAUGGAUAAAUGUCGUAAGGAAAAUUUUAAUCCAAUAUGCCAAUAUCAACAUUUCACAAAUGGCCCGUCGGAAGAUAUUAGGGUGUCUACAUCUCAAGAUUUUGAUAUGCCAGCAAUGAAGUUGUGGGAUGAAUUAAAGGAAUAUUGGUGAUAUAUACAUUGCUGUAUUAAAUUCAAAAUAAAAUGUGGAUGAAUUUUGAUUAAAUAUGCAUAAUCUAUCUUUACGCUGUAUUGUAUAUAUACAAUGUAAUAUAUAAAUAAACAAAUUUUCCUAUAUUUUCAUGUUCAAAA